Aspergillus ochraceoroseus IBT 24754 is the source of this 150-nucleotide messenger RNA. RefSeq names its product YqaE/Pmp3 family membrane protein. The transcript is spliced from 2 exons. Gene Ontology annotation, cellular component: membrane. The record is from RefSeq and is a predicted model, not a curated record. The coding region runs from base 1 to 150 and encodes 49 amino acids. Lineage: Eukaryota; Fungi; Ascomycota; Eurotiomycetes; Eurotiales; Aspergillaceae.
AUGGCCGGAACGUGCUCGAUGCUGGGUCUAAUCCUCGUCACCCUGUUCAUACCACCGCUCGGCGUGUUCCUCAUGUCUGGCUGCAGCGUUGAUUUCUUCAUGAACAUCCUCUUGACAAUCCUGAGGUUAGUGGCUCAUCUCUUCCCUUGA